AUGCAGUCACCAUAUGAUAAAUUUGGACUUGACAAAAAUACCCAAGAUUUUACUGGUCAUGCAUUAGCACUUUACCUUGAUGACAGCUAUUUGCAGCAACCGGCUAUUCAGACAAUUCAUCGUAUUAAGCUGUAUUCCGACUCGCUUGCCUGGUAUGGUAAGUCUCCAUACUUGUACCAUAUGUAUGGACUUGGUGAGUUGCCUCAAAGUUUUGCACGCCUUUCAGCAAUCUAUUAUGGUACUUAUAUGUUAGACAAACCUAUGGAUGAGAUAGUCCUUGGAGAGGAUGGUAAAGAGGUGGGUGUGCGCAAAGAAAAUGAGAUAUCUAAAUGUAAACAAGUGUAUUGUGCCCCAGCUUAUGUACCUGAUAGAGUUCGCAAGAAGGGUCAAGUUAUUCGUUGCAUUUGCCUUUUAGAUCACCCUAUUGCUAAUAUAAAAGAUGCGUUAUCUACUUAG
Messenger RNA from Parnassius apollo (apollo), 456 nucleotides. The record is from the annotation of a GenBank genome assembly. Lineage: Eukaryota; Metazoa; Arthropoda; Insecta; Lepidoptera; Papilionidae.